Molecule: messenger RNA, 11018 nt
Organism: Nothoprocta perdicaria
Lineage: Eukaryota; Metazoa; Chordata; Aves; Tinamiformes; Tinamidae
Gene: CUBN
Product: cubilin
Exons: 67
Coding region: 1-10890 (3629 amino acids)
Molecular function (GO): calcium ion binding
Source: RefSeq, a predicted model, not a curated record
AUGCCGGGGCCUGUGGUGGUUCCGGCCCUUGUCGUGGCCUCCUUGGUGCUCUCUGGACUGAGCUCUGAGCCGAACCUCUAUGAAAAAAAGAGGCAGAAAAGAGACGCUUAUGAUGAGCAGCCUCGUUUGUCCUCUGAGCAGGGUAACUUAGUGUUCCACACUGGCUCCAGCAAAAAUAUUGAAUUUAGAACUGGACCACUGGGGAAAAUAAAAAUUAAUGAAGAAGACCUUGCAGAGCUUUUUAGUCAGGUGAGGCAAAAUACUGUUGAUAUUCAAGAACUUAGGAAAGGCCUUGGUGCCUCUCAGAACACGUCAGAUCAGAUUGCCUUGCUGAAUUCCAAGGUAGUGAAUCUCAACAGCCAGCUUCAAACUUUAGAGCAGGCUAUCGGAAGGAAAGAGUGCAGCAGCAACCCCUGCCAGAACUCAGGGACCUGUGUCAACUUGCUGGAUGGCUUCCUUUGCCUCUGUCCCAGCAACUGGCAGGGCCUGCUCUGUUCCGUGGAUGUUAAUGAAUGCCAGAUUUAUGCUGGAACAGCGUUAGGCUGCCAGAAUGGAGCUACAUGUGUGAACACCCCAGGCAGCUAUAGCUGCUCCUGCACUCCAGAAACCUAUGGGCCUCACUGUGCCUCCAAAUUUGAUGACUGCCAGGGAGGAUCUGAGGCGCUCUGUGAACACGGCACCUGCAUAGACGGAGAGAGGGAUCAGCCUGGCGUGCCCAGCUACCGCUGCGCCUGUGACGAGGGCUGGACGUCGCCUCCCGGCCGCCGUGCCUGCAGCGCCGACGUGGACGAGUGCGGCCUCCCGCAYGGCCCCUGCUCGCAGAACCCGCCCGUGCGCUGCCUCAACACGCCCGGCUCCUACACGUGCGGGCCCUGCCCCGCAGGCUGGCAAGGAAAUGGCUACAGUUGCCAAGACAUUGAUGAGUGUGAAAAUAACAAUGGAGGCUGCUCAACAGCACCGAUGGUUCAAUGUAUCAACACAAUGGGAUCCUUCCACUGUGGGUUUUGUCCACCAGGUUAUGAGGGAGAUGGACGAACAUGUAUCCAGGUUGAUAUCUGCUCAAUAAGUAAUGGAGGCUGUCAUCCUUUGGCAACUUGUACCCCUGGUCCAGGGCUAAUGCCAUUUUGUUCCUGCACGCCUGGAUACACUGGGAGUGGAUAUGGGCCAAGCGGGUGCUCUCCUCUCAGUGAUAUCUGUCAGCUGCAAAACCCAUGUGCAAAUGGGCAGUGCUUGGCCACAAUCUCUGGGUAUUUGUGCGUGUGCAGCGGCGGCUGGACGGGCGCCAACUGCACGGAGAACAUCGACGAGUGCGCGAGCAACCCCUGCCAGAACGGGGGCACCUGCCGGGACGGCGUCGGCGGCUACUCGUGCGAGUGCCCCAGCGCCUGGACGGGGCCGCACUGCCAGCAGGCCCAGCACGCUUGUGGAGAAUACCUUUCGGGCUCCAGAGGAACCUUCAGCUACCCUAACAGCCCAGGCAGUCAGCGGUAUGAUGAUAGAGUCAGCUGUGCCUGGGUUAUUUACACUAAUCCUGACAAGAUUCUGCGUAUAACUUUCCCRUUCUUCCAACUGGAGGCAAGUAAUGACUGCAGCUCUGACUUCCUUCAAAUCCAUGAUGGGGGCUCAGCAUCAGCACACAUGCUGGGGAAGUACUGUGGCACCUCGCCUCCGGCAGAGCUCUUCAGUACCCACCGUUCCCUGUAUUUUUGGUUCUAUUCAGACCACAACAUUACAGCUGGAGGCUUCACUGUGCACUGGGAAUCUCGGGAUCCCGAAUGUGGUGGUGAACUGACAGGUACUUAUGGCUCAAUAAGUUCUCCAGGAUACCCGGGUCACUAUCCUGUUAACAGAGACUGUUUCUGGACCAUCUCAACCAGUCCUGGACUCCUCAUCACCUUUGCUUUUGGCACACUAAGCCUUGAACACCAUGAAAAUUGCAGCUAUGACUAUCUAGAGAUUCGAGAUGGUCUCCUUCCACAGGACCCAGUCCUCAGUAAAUACUGUAGCACUGUCUCUCCACCCCCACUCCAAACCACUGGUCCAUACGCAUGGAUUCACUUCCACUCUGGUGACUUAGUUACUGAUAAAGGCUUCUACAUUGUCUAUACAACAUCACCUGGAGAUACAAAUUGUGGAGGAAAUUACACAGGCAGUGAAGGGGUUAUCAUGUCCCCUUUCUGGCCUAACCCUUACAUUAAUAACCGACAAUGUAUCUACAUUAUCACACAACCAGAGGAUGAAAAAGUAUACCUCAACUUUACCCAUAUGGAGCUGGAGAGUCACACUGGUUGUUCAUCGAAUUAUAUUGAGGUUCGGGAUGGUGACAGUGAGAUGUCUCCUCUUAUUAAUAAAUUCUGUCAUAGUACGUUUAUGUCUCCAAUCACUUCUACCAGCAACAGUCUCUGGAUCAAGUUCAAGACUGAUGCUUCUGCACAAAGGGGUAGCUUCAGGGCCGUUUAUCAAGUUGCCUGUGGAGGCUCCCUGUCUGGGGCGGGGACCAUUCACUCCCCUUACUACCCCAGGACGUCCUCUUCCCUGAAAACCUGCGAGUGGAUCAUCUCCCAGCCAGAUGGCCAAGUGGUGAUUCUUAACUUCAUCGACUUUGACAUUCGAAAUACAACCACUUGUGACUCAGACUAUGUUGAGGUCAGAGAUGGCAACAACACAGACUCUCCUCUUCUGGAGAAAUACUGUGGUACAGCAGUACCAUCUCGAGUGCAGUCUUCACGGAACUAUCUCUAUGUCAAAUUCAGAGCUUCUUCCCUUACCAACCUUGGCUUCAGAGCUGAGUACUGGCCAUUAGAUGGAGCAUGUGGGGAGGCUCUCACUGCACCARAAGGAACUAUUACAAGCCCAGGUCAUCCAAUUGUCUACCCCCAUGGUAUUAACUGUACCUGGACUAUCAACAUUCAGCCUGGCUACCUUAUCCGCCUGACGUUCACUUCAUUUAACUUGGAGUUUGAUUAUAGUUGUAGAAAGGAUUAUCUUGAAAUCUAUGACAACAGCACCGUGCAAAAAUUGGGAAGGUACUGUGGCAGAUCAGUUCCACCAUCACUCACCAGCGGUGGCAACACGAUGACACUCUACUUUGUGACCGAUCACAGCACAGCCUCGGAGGGCUUCACAGCUAAUUACAUCUCCCUAGAUGCAUCAAAAGUGUGCUCACACCAGUACAGCAGUGAAACCGGCGUGCUGACGUCUCCAAACUAUCCCCACAACUACCCGGUCCGCACAGAGUGCGUGUACGGCCUCUCCGUGGGGAUGCACAGACAGAUCCUGCUGCGUUUCACCGACUUCGCCUUGGAGGGGAAUCAACGCUGCACGGAGGAUUACGUCGAAAUCAGAGAUGGAGGUUAUGAAACUUCCCCACUUCUUGGAAAAUACUGUGGUACAGAUCUGCCUCCUCUUAUAAUCUCUCAUGGUAACAAACUGUGGAUAAAGUUUGUAAGUGAUGUGUUUGGCACACGAAAGGGAUUUUCAGCACACUGGGAUGGUACAUCAGCAGGUUGUGGUGGGACUUUGACAACACCAUCUGGCAUCUUUAUGUCUCCCAACUACCCUAUGCCGUAUUAUCACAACUCGGAGUGCUACUGGUUGCUGAGGGGGAACCCAGGGACACCCUUGGAAAUCCAGUUUGAGCAGUUYCAUCUAGAGAAUCACACGAAGUGCAACUUCGAUUACCUUGCAGUGUUUGACGGUAACAGCAGCAGUGCCAAGCUGCUGGGUAAGUUCUGUGGCAAUCAGAUACCGCAGCCUAUCCGCUCCAGUGGCAACACCAUGUAUGUGAAACUAAGGACAGACAGCAGUUUGCAAGGUGGAGGGUUUCUUGCUAAAUACAAACAGGUUUGCCAUGAAGUGCUGACCGUUAAUCGUAGCCAUGGCAUCUUGGAAAGUUUAAAUUAUCCAAAUAAUUACGCGUUAAAUGAACGUUGCAACUGGACCAUCCAAAUGACCAUGGGGAACACGCUCAACUACAGCUUCACAGCCUUUGAUUUAGAAAGUGAAUCUGACUGUAACCAUGACUACCUGAAGCUCUACGAUGGGCCUGAUGCACAGUCCAACCUGAUAGGCACCUUCUGUGGGCAGACUCUUCCCCCGGCAGGGAGCACCACGGGAAGCAGCCUCCACGUGGUGUUUUCCUCUGACGGACUGAAUGCAAGAAGUGGGUUCCAAAUGCUAUGGCAUAUCCAUGGUUGUGGAGGGGAACUCGCUGGCCCGUCAGGAUCGUUUCACAGCCCUGGCUACCCCGGCAGCUACCCGAGCAGUAGGGAGUGCAUCUGGUACAUCCGCACGGCCCCUGGCAGCAGCAUUCAGCUCACCAUCCACGAAUUCGACAUCGAAUAUCACCCAGACUGCAACUACGAUGUUUUGGAGGUCUAUGGUGGGCCUGAUUUUCUCUCUCCUAGACUAGCCCAGCUGUGCAUCUCCAGGUCAGCACAGAACCCACUGCGAGUCUCCAGCACAGGCAAUGCAGUCGUCGUCCGUUUCAAGACAGAUGCAGCAGUGACUGGGAGAGGUUUCAAUGCUUCCUGGCAAGAAAAUCCGGGUGGCUGUGGUGGUAUUUUCCAAGCUACCAGUGGUGAAAUCCAUUCUCCAAACUAUCCUGAGCCCUACAGUAACAACACRGACUGUUCUUGGGUUAUCCAAGUUGACCAAAGCCACCGAGUCCUGCUGAACUUCACGGAUUUUGACAUGGAAAAUCACCUCUCAUGUAACUAUGACAGUGUUGCAGUCUACGACGGCCCCAGCCAGGAGGCGCCACUUGUGGGGCGGUUCUGUGGGUCGCAGCGCCCCGCUGCCAUCGUGGCCUCCCGGCACGUGGUGCAUGUCCGCAUGCGCUCCGACAGCUCCGUGCAGCACCGCGGCUUCCRCGCCCGCUUCGCUCAAGCAUGUGGAAGCUUCAUCGAGUCAGAUUCAGCUGGGGCAGCUAUUUCCUCUCCUCUGUAUCCUGCCAAAUACCCRAACAAUCAGAACUGCAGCUGGAUCAUUCAGGCUCAGGAACCAUUUAACCACGUUACCCUCUCAUUCACUGACUUCAAUGUUGAAAACAGSAGGCAAAACUGCACGACGGAUUUUGUAGAGAUUUUGGAUGGGAAUAACCACGAGGCUCCUCUUCGAGGCCGCUACUGUGGCUCCGCGCUGCCGCUGCCCGUCACUUCUUUUGGCAGUGCCUUGGUGGUGAACUUCAUCUCCAACAACAACGUCACCGCCGGGGGCUUCCAYGCCACCUAUGCUGCUUCGUCAUCGUCCUGUGGGGGUACUUUCCACAUGGAGCGAGGAGCUUUCAGCAGCCCCGGCUAUCCCGAUCCGUAUCCUCUGGACACCGAGUGCGUCUGGAAGAUUCUCAGCUCCCCUGGGAACCGGCUMCAGCUGUCCUUCAUAGCRUUUCAGGUGGAAGAGAGUGAUGGCUGCACCAAGGACUACCUGGAGAUCCGGGAAGGGAACGAAACGGGCGUGCUGGCAGGGCGGUUCUGUGGCAACUCCUUGCCUCUAAAUUACACAUCUACAGUGGGACAUGUCCUGUGGGUUAAGUUUGUCUCAGAUAGCUCCAUCACUGCUGGUGGCUUCACGGUCACAUUCUCUCACUUGUAUGGAAAUGACAUUGUGGGAAGCAGAGGACAAAUAGCUUCGCCGCAGUGGCCCAGGAGGUACCCUCACAAUUCCAACUACCAGUGGCGGAUAAGCGUAAACGCUUCGCAAGUUAUCCAGGGUCGUGUCUUGCAGAUGGAUAUCGAAAAUCAUUACAGAUGCAAUUAUGACAAGUUAAAGGUGUUCGACGGGCCCAGCGUUCAUUCCCGGCCCAUUGCGACCUACUGCGGCAGCGCCCCUGCCUCCUUCGCAGCCUCUGGCAGCUCCCUGACUCUCCAGUUCCAGUCGGACGCAUCCGUGAGCGGAAGGGGCUUCCUGCUGGAGUGGGCGGCAGUGGAGGGCUCUCCUGCGGCCCGCACCCUUGCUCCAGGUGCAUGCGGGGGGACUGUAACAACUGAACAAACACCUUCCUUCCUCUUCUCCCCGGGCUGGCCCAUGAAUUACAGAAACUUGGCUGAUUGUGUGUGGCUUAUCAGAGCUCCUGGAUCCACUGUAGAGCUCAAUAUCCUGGCCUUGGACAUUGAGUCUCACAGCUCAUGCAGCUAUGAUCAACUUGUUAUUCGAGAUGGAGACACUAGUAUUUCUCCAGUGCUGGCUACUCUGUGCGGGCGAGAACCUCCUGGGCCKAUAAGAUCAACAGGAGAGACCAUGUUCAUCCACUUCAUGUCAGAUGCAAGUGUCACUGGAGCUGGAUUUAAUGCCUCCUAUUACAAAAGCUGUGGAGGCUAUUUGCAUACAGGCAGGGGUGUGAUCACGUCUCCCAGUUACCCUCAAAACUAUGGUCCUAACCUGAAUUGCUCCUGGCACAUCCUGGUACCCUCUGGAUUUAUUAUUGCUGUCCAUUUUGAACAGCCUUUCCAGGUGAAGACGGAGGAUGCUUCCUGCACCCGUGGGGAUUAUGUAGAGCUGAAGAACGGAGCGGAUGCUGCUGCUCCCCCUUUGGGGCACGGGCGCUUCUGUGGAAGCAGCCCCGUCUCUACCAUGCACACCUCGGACAACCAGCUGCUUGUGCACUUCGUGUCUGACAGCAGCAACGAGGGGCAAGGAUUCAAGCUGAAAUAUGAGGCUAAGAGUCUAGCUUGUGGAGGGAAUAUUUAUAUCAGUGAAUUCAAUCCCAGUGGAUAUACCUCCUCCCCGAACUAUCCGAGCAAUUAUCCGCCGCAUGUUGACUGUGUCUGGACCAUAACUGCUCCUAACGGACAUGCGGUAGAGCUCCARUUUGAAGAUCAGUUUUACAUUGAACCUUCACCAAACUGUACAUCGAGUUACCUCGAGCUACGCAGCGGUGCUGACGCCGGCGCCCCCGUCCUUGCCAAGCUGUGCGGAGACUCGAGGCCAGGCCCGCAGAGAUCCUCAGGAGCCAGCAUGUACAUGAGGUUCAGGUCGGACAGCGGUGCCACGCAUGUGGGAUUCAAUGCCAAAUACUCCAUUGCAACCUGUGGUGGGACAGUGACCGGACAAACAGGCACCAUUGAAAGUGUGGGGUAUCCUGACCUUCCUUACGAGGAUAACCUGCGGUGUGAAUGGUUCCUGCAAGGACCCAGGGGCCACUAUCUUACCAUCAGAGUAGAAGGCCUAGAUAUCCAGAACUCCUCAGAGUGUGCAAAGGAUUUUGUGGAGAUCCGAGAGUACAACGCCUCUGGAAAUGUAUUGGGCAGGUACUGUGGUAAUACUCUCCCUGACGCUGUGGACACCUCUGACAGUUUUGCUUAUGUCAAGUUUGUCACUGAUGGAUCAGUCAAUGCCCGAGGAUUCAGACUGCGCUUUGAUUCCAGUGCUGAAGAGUGUGGUGGGGAUUUUAGUGCUCCCGUUGGAACAUUUACUUCACCCAACUAUCCUAACCUGUACCCGCAUAAUCGAGUGUGUGAAUGGAGGAUCACGGUGGAAGAAGGCCAACGUGUCACCCUAACUAUUAAUGAUAUGAAAACUGAGGAGCACUGGAGGUGCUCAUCAGAUUAUGUGGCUGUUUACAAUGGCCUCCGCCUGGAUUCCCCCCGUCUGGCAAAGCUCUGUGGUGAGACAAAUCCAGGCACUCAGGUGAAAUCUUCUGGAAACACCAUGAGAGUAGUUUUGGUGACAGAUGCAUCCGUUACAGCAAGAGGCUUCAGCAUCUCAUACACAUCUAAUGAAGAUGCAGUUUGUGGUGGAACCCUUGUUGGAUAUGCAGGGGGGAAUUUCUCUUCCCCUGGUUAUGAUGGUGUUAGGAAUUACACAAGUGACCUGAACUGUGAAUGGACCAUUGAGAACCCCUCCCACUACAAUUCAUCCACAUAUAUCUACUUUGAGGAUUUCCACUUGGAGCAUCACCAGGACUGCCAGUAUGACUACCUGGAAUUACGAAUAGGGGAUGCUGAUGGGGAGCUAAUAGCCAGACUCUGCGGCCAGGCCGCACCAUCGGUGCCACUAGCAAUAGCUGCCCCCCGCAUCUGGGUGCGCUUUGUCAGUGAUGACAACACAGAAGAUAAAGGAUUUUCAGCCCGUUACACAUUUGAAGCUUGUGGUGGGAUACAGUCAGGAGAGAGUGGGGUUAUCUCAAGUCCAAACUACCCAGAGCCUUAUAGCAACCUCAAUCGCUGCUCCUGGCUGCUGGAAGCUCCUGAAGGUCAAACCAUCACUCUGACUUUCACAGCCUUCCACCUUGAAAGUCACUUGCUCUGUAAGUGGGACUCGCUUACUAUCCUGAAUGGUGGCUCUCCCGGAUCUCCUGUCAUAGGACAAUAUUGUGGAAGUCAGUCACCUGGGACCAUUCAGUCUGGUUCUAAUAAACUGGUUGUGAUCUUCAACUCAGACCAUUCAGUCCAAGGAGGUGGCUUUUAUGCAACGUGGGUAGCAGAAUCUUUAGGCUGUGGUGGCAUCCUUCAUUCGGACAGCGGUGUGAUCAAGUCUCCSCACUGGCCUCAGAACUUUCCUCCAAACACAAGGUGCACGUGGACCAUCAUUACGCAUGAAAGCAAGCACUUGGAGAUGAACUUCCACAGGAACUUCCACAUCCCAGAUAGCAGUGGGAGCUGCCGCAGCAGUUACGUCAAGGUGUGGAGAGGAAGUGGUGAUGAAGAAGCAGCUUUGUUAGCCAGAGGAUGUGGAAGUUCAGCUCCUGACCCCGUUGUUGCUCCGAACAAUGUGAUAACGACAGUAUUUCAGUCUCAGGAUGCCCCUGGACAAGGUUUCUCUGCAUCUUUCAUGAGCAGAUGUGGAGUGAAUUUCACUGGCCCCACAGGCCGCAUUGUGUCUCCCAACUACCCGAGUCAGUAUGAUGACAACUUGAACUGCACCUACAUCAUUGAUCAGGGGCCAGAGGCACUGGUGGUCCUAGAGUUUGACACUUUCCACUUGGAAGCCCCGUCCCUCCUCGGCGGAGUCUGUCCCUAUGACGGCCUGAGCGUUUUCCGUGGGAGCCGCCGGACCGCGCGCCCCCUCGUCACCCUGUGCGGCGCCGAGCUGCCGGCCCCCGUCAGCGUGUUUGGGCCCGUGCUGCUCCACUUCUACAGCGACUCCCACCUGGCAGGCUUUGGAUUCCAGGCCAGAUACAGAGCAAUUGCGUGCGGUGGCAUUUUCAAUGGCUCCGUCGGCACUAUCAGCAGUCCAGCUCAUUCAGUUGUAGAUUAUCACAAUAACAUGAACUGCUCCUACCACCUCUCAGUCGGAAAUGACAAAGUCAUCGCUCUCAAGUUCAACAGCUUCCAGCUUGAGUUGUCUCCCUCGUGCUACAAGGAUUACGUGGCUGUAUAUGAUGGCACAAGCACCCAGGCUCCCCUCCUUGGGAAAUUCUGUGGGGCAGAACUGCCCCCAAAUAUCAAGAGCUCCAGCAAUAACUUGUUCCUGGUGUUUAAGACUGACUUCUCUGGAGCAGCGAGGGGAUGGAAAGCAUCUUUCAGGGAGACCCUAGGACCUCAGCAUGGCUGUGGUGGUUACCUGACAAAUUCAGCUUCUAGCUUUGGCUCGCCAGUCUCCAUGGGUGGAAGAUAUGAGAAAAAUCUGGAAUGUGUAUGGAUCAUAGUAGCACCAGAAAACAAGCUGAUCCACCUCAGCUUCACUUCAUUUGCCCUCGAAGGACGGUCUGCUCGAACGUGCCGAUAUGAUUAUGUCAAGCUAUAUGAUGGAGAUAAUGAAAAUGCCAAUUUGGUUGGCACGUACUGUGGACUUUCGGUGCCAGCUCCUUUUCUAUCUACCAGUAAUUUCUUGACUGUGAAAUUUAUCACAGAUAAUUCUGUGGAAAGAGAGGGUUUCAAUGCUACCUACACCACUGUGGAUCGACUAUGUGGAGGAACAUACAAUGCAACUUCUGCWUCCCUCACUGCAACAUCACCCAACUUCCCACAUGAAUAUCCGCCGUUUACCCACUGUGUGUGGAUCAUUGAUGCCCCUCCACAGCAGCAGGUCAGGUUGGUGGUGGAGACCUUCCACCUCCACUCCAACCAAGACUGUUCUCAGAACUACCUAGAGCUCCAAGCCUCACCCACGCACAGCCAAGGAUCAGCCCAUAGAUUCUGUGGCACUGAAACCUUUUCUGUCCCUGAGUUUUAUUCUUACGACCGGACUGCCAUUGUGACUUUCAAGUCAGAUGAAUAUAUGAGUAACAAUGGAGUUAGAUUUACCUAUCAAGCUGCAGGUUGCAGCAGAGAGUAUAACCAGUCAUUUGGUUAUCUGAAGAGCCCUGGCUGGCCUGGUCCUCACCCCAGUGAUAUGGACUGUUCUGUUGUUCUGCGAGCUCCACUGAAUCACACAAUUUCUCUCUUUUUCCAUGCUUUCAGUCUGCAGGACAGCAUCCAAUGCUCCCAAGACUUCUUAGAGGUGAGGAAUGGGAGUGAUGCGCGAUCACCACUGCUUGGCAGGUUCUGUGGAAAUACUGUGCCCAGUCCCAUCUUCCCCAGAAGCCACGUUGUCUACCUUCGUUUCAAGAGUGAUGCUUCAGUGGCUCGUGAUGGAUAUGAAAUUACGUGGACUUCGUCAUCAAGUGGGUGUGGGGGAACCCUGUACGGCAGCACGGGCUCCGUGGCGAGYCCCGGCUACCCUGCAACGUACCCCAACAACACGGACUGCGCCUGGACCCUCACGGUGCCCACGCGACGAAGYGUCACCGUGAGCUUCGACUUCGUCAGCAUCGACGACCCCGGCGACUGCAGCCGCAACUACCUCCUCCUGUACAGCGGGCCAGACGCCAGCUACCCGUCCGUCGGGCCGUUCUGCGGCACGGAUACUAACAUUGCACCUUUCACUGCUCCAUCCCACCAAAUCUAUAUAAAAUUCCACGCUGAGUAUGUGACUUUGCCAUCAGGAUUCCAGUUAAGUUGGACAAGCUAGAACACCAUUAAUGGAAAGUACAUUCCUGUUCCUUGCUGCACUGAAGAAACUGUACACAUCAAAUAACAUUUUGAAAUCUGAUUAUGAUCAUACAACCAAAGUAAGGCCUUUAAAAAUACUGUAAGUAC